Aaosphaeria arxii CBS 175.79 is the source of this 1384-nucleotide messenger RNA. RefSeq lists its product as uncharacterized. NCBI's taxonomy places the organism in Eukaryota, Fungi, Ascomycota, Dothideomycetes, Pleosporales. The transcript is spliced from 5 exons. Bases 1 to 924 code for a protein of 307 amino acids. The record is from RefSeq and is a predicted model, not a curated record.
AUGGCGACUCUCAUAUCGUGGGGCCUGACCCUUACCUCCGUCGCACGACCAGUUCAAGCCAGACAAGUCGAGUCCCCCGUCGCGAGAGUCUCCUUCGACCGCCCAGCCUCGGAUGCGGUUUGGGAGAAAGCGAUAUGCCGGGGCAGCCAGCUACUCGCCAUGAUGCAAAGCAGUGAUAGCGAAGCCGGCAAGUUACUCGUGCCUCCGGCUGACUCUGCCGCGAGCAAGUUCGUCAAUUUUCCAUACGAGUUCGACAAAUGGGGAUAUUCCCACGGCGAAUUGGAGGAUCCUUUCGAGUGCGACAUGGAGUUCUUAGGCAUCAAGCGUGCGCUAGAUGCACUCCAUGUCUCUAGUGUUAGCCAGGACGAGGGUGGCCCAAUCGCGUGUUACCUUGUGCAGCACACGUUCGACAGGACUGUAGAUGGUAAAGAGUACAAGGCCACGAGAGGCGAACUCAACAUGGCCCUCAACGCCCAAGAUGGAGUACUCAUCUUUCUCCGCCGGUACAGUCCCCAGCAGAUGGCCGCAAAAGCCCAACCCCCAAUCACCAAUAUCCCGGAUCUCAAGCGCUCUUCCGACAUCCUAUGGGGCCAAUGGACCCUCCACACCAAAGGCAACGUCGGAAACGUCCGCUACCUAAUCAGCAACGCCGUCACAAACGUCGACACGGGACCUAUCAUCCAGCGGGCUAUUGAGUCGGUAAACGCUUCCCCGUUGAAGAAGUGGCCUGGCGUGAGCUUCUCUUCGAUGUCGGAGCAAGGUAGAGCACUCCUAGGAUCCCCCAACGGCAUCGGCCUUGGCUACCUCCUCGUCCAGCACAAGGCACAGCUGGGAAACAAAUACGUUACCAGGAUCGACGUCUUCGCACCAGACGAAGGCGCGAAUCCGACGAUGAUCUUUCACAUCGAUAGUUGGACUGGCUGAGCCAGUGGGGUGUGGGUCUGGGGUUUUGGAGUGGGAUGUUGCGGGUGAGGCUGGAUUGGGGUCACAUUUCGAGGGGCCGAGGCCGAGUACGGGGGACCUGUUUGAUAGUGAGCAGGCCUACAUGCAUGGGUUGAUUAGAUAUCAAACGCCAUUAGACAAAUUGCAGGUCGUUCAAGAUUCUGCUUGCACCCGCGCCAAGUCGAGGUUUGUCACGGAAAAAAAGGAAGCACGAAAAAUGACAUAUGGCAUAGAGACUGGAAUUGUUCAACUUCCUUGAUCGUUGCGAAACUCAGCAUUCUGUCCUUUUUCUUUUUCGAUUCUAUUCUAGCCGAGCCGUGUGAAAUGUUAGCUGGCGGGUUGGAACUAUGCAUGGUGGAAACGUUUGGGCGUAAGGAAUCCCGUGGGGGUGGCGCCCGGCAUAUGAUUGUGGUGGAAAGCGGUGAAUGCAAUUUGAAGUGGU